Molecule: messenger RNA, 1257 nt
Organism: Drosophila mauritiana
Lineage: Eukaryota; Metazoa; Arthropoda; Insecta; Diptera; Drosophilidae
Exons: 2
Coding region: 248-1054 (268 amino acids)
Source: RefSeq, a predicted model, not a curated record
GCUACUUCUUAUUUAGUUCGGUUAAAGUUUAUAUUCGAACGCAUUUUGUUGUUGUAUUAUUUCAUACAACUGCAUAAGAUGUUGGUGUGAUUAUUGUUAAAAUAAAAAGAUUGUUGUACUAAAAAAAUUAUUAAAGUUUUGGAGUGUCGCGCACAGUUAUCUCUUCCACUUAUUGUGGACCCAACCCGACUGGCGAUAUUAGUCAUUUGUUUGCUUGCUUUGCACACUUGCCAACAUAAUUUUGGAAAUGUUGAUAUGCUGCAUGGAAGGCUGCGAAUUCAACAAUUCGAUUUCCAAUGAUGAGCAUGUUAGGUGCUGGUUGUGUGACGAAUAUGCCCACACAAAGUGCGCGGGCAUAAGUGAUAGUGUAGUGGAAAUGAUUGAAGGAAGAACUGGACUAAAGUGGACUUGUGAAACCUGCAGAGUUGUCAAAUCCCAGAUGGGAAGAUUUAUGAAGCAAACGCGUACGGAAAUCACUGAACUCUUUAGGGAAGUCCGAGCUGUCUAUGAAAAGUUGGCGAUGCUGGAAUCGCAUAUUACAUCUCAUCCUCAAGUACCGACUUCCCCUGUGCACAGUGAUUUUAGUUCUAACCCAUUACACACUUUUGAGGAUACUAAUGAUGACAGAGAAGUUGAAGAUGCAGAGUCAUCUGUUGUUCAACACAAUGCUACGGAUAUGCAGGUGGUGAAAAUAUGGCAUCAUAAUGCGGCUCCCGUGGUACUACCUCUACAUGCCAAUCCGGAUCCGGAUAUUCUUAAAGCUGUUCCUCCAAUGAAAGCUGUGUUCGUAUCCAGACUCAUAACCUCAACUACUGAAGAUGCCCUCAAGCACUACAUAGUUGCCAAACUCCCAUAUUUCAAUCCCGAUGAUAUCAUCGUCAGAAAAAUAUAUAAUAAACAAAGACGAAAAAUUGCAUCGUUUAAAGUUAUGGCACCCGAUCCUAUAUAUUAUACGAUUUUAAAUCCGGGAUUUUGGCCUGAACAUAUCAUUGUGCACGAGUUUGUCAAGAAAAGCCUUCUUCAAACCAAUGUAGAAUUUACAAAAUAUUGUUAAUAUUUAUAUAUGAAAUUUCAAUGAAAUAGUAAGAAAGUAACCCAUUUUUAGAAUAGUAACCGCGCAAUCAUUAUCAGUAAUUAUUAAUAUAAAACUGUUCUACCCAUAUCUGUGCAUCUAUGGGCUUAGCACAUUUAAUCACUCAUUUUUAUGCCUAUAUUUAGGGUAUCAAUUGCUCCAUAGAUACAGAAACACUUAUACAA